UGGUUGGCUUGAAGCUCGUGCCUUUUGUCGGUCCAGGGUUGCUCCCUGCUGGUUGAUUUUGCAAGUGUUUUGUGUUUUGGUAUUUGGCGUCCAGCUGGAUGCCAAUCUACUUCAACAUGUCCACGAUGGAAAUGUUGGUCUCCUGUUCUGGCUAGUAUUUGUUUCCUGUGUACUUUGGCUCAAGAAGGAGGUCGCGCUUAGUACUCCCAAGCUGCCAUAACUGUUCUGAUAUUCGUGGCAGCAACAUCGUAAACGUCCAGGGGAAGAUGACAUUGGGGGAGUCCCCUGCAACGCCCGACUCGAGCGCGCAGCAGUCCAGUUGCUUUUCUCCGCAGGUGACCCCGCUUCAGCCGCAGCCACGGCGGGCUGUCCCCGCCCAGUUGAACUAUGGGCUGGUGCAGCUUGGCGGCACGCCGAGCUCGCCUCUCUGCGCCUCGAUGUGGGCAGGCAGCGACGACGGCGAGGCGCCCUGCGAGCAGCGAGAGCUCUGGGGCCGUGCGCCCAGCGACGCCAAGCGGGCGGCGGCCACCGUGGCCAGCUCCGUCAGCACCUCGGCGGGCCUGACCCCGAGCCCCGACGCCCAGGAGCACGCCCCCGUGAUCGGCGGUGGCGGGCGGGGGCCGACGCCGGGAGGCUCGCCGCCCCCUCCUCGGGAAGCGGCGCCCCAGGGAGCCAGGCCCACGAAGGAGGUGCAGACCCAGGGCAGGAAGAUCUUCGUGGGCGGGGUGCCCCAGGACAUGAGCGAGGAGGAUUUGCACCAGGUGUUCAGCGACUACUGGGUGAAGAAGGCGUGGCUGCAGCAGGGCCGGGCCGACGCCAACGGGCUCCGCAGGCCCUCGGCGUCGGGGCGCAGCCAUCGCGGUUUCGGUUUCGUCAUCUUCUAUGGCACGGAUGCGGUCGACCAGAUCCUGGGCACCGCCGACGCGAAGUUCAUCAGCCUGAAGGAGGGCAGGUUCGAGGGCAAGCAGAUCGAGGUGAAGCGCGCAGUGAGCAGUAACGAGAUCGUGACCGGAGGAUGGGCUGCAGACCAGCCCCAAGCGCAAUCGCGCAGACCUGCGGGACAAGCGCCACCGACUCGGUGGGCCUGGCGGCAGGCGCAGUCGGAGCGACUGGCGAAGCCAGCUGAGGCACCGCCGUCUCCGUUGCCCGACCAACAGUCGGUGCCGGCGGCCUUCCCGACUCGGCCAGCGCAGGCGUUCUGCAUGUACCGGGUGGCGUGCGGUGGCGUGCAGGCGAUGAUGCCGCAGAUGCACCAGGCCUCACACAUGCCGCAGAUUUCCACGAUGCACCAGAUGUGCCUGCCGCAGAUUCCGCAGAUGGCCCAGAUGGCGAGCGUCGCGCACGUGGCGUACUCUCAGAUGGGGCCUUGUGGCAAAGUCCAUGACUAUCCCAUCCAAGGCAUGGCCACAUGUGGCCAAGCGUGCACGGUCCAGCAGCCUAUGGCAUUGCUCCAGCAGCCGUCUCUUCUACCACAGAACCAACAUGGGAUGCCACAACAGUGCCACGUGUUGGCAGCACCAUUCCCAGCAGCAGCAGCAGCAGCAGCAGCAACAUCAUUGCCAGCCGCUGCGCCGUGAUCUUUUCCUUCGCGCACCCUCUAUGGACUCGCGGAUGGACUGAGUAGCUGUGCCGAACUCGACAUAAUAGUUGUUUCUCACACUGCGAAUUAUAGCGUACUUGAACACCUCGAAUAGCGGACGCGCGUGAGCGUGCGUCAGCGCCUGUCUUGUGGAGACAGUAUCCUUCCCCUCCCUCAGCGAUCUCCUUCUGCAGCGCACUACUGCACAAGACCGUCCUGACGACUGUUCUUUGGCGCGCAGGCGCUGGAGCCUCCGCCGGGCCCGCGUCCUCCUCCUCUUCCUUCUUCAUCAUCUUCCUCCUUCCUCCCUCCUCCCUUCUCAUCCAUUCUUCUUGCCCGUCGUCUUGCUGGACAGCAAUUUGUCGAAUUGCGCAUCCGCUUGCCUUGAAAGGCACUGCCCCAGGUUGGCUUGAGUGGGUUUCAUAUCCAUCGCCGAGCCAUGGAGAUACCAGAGACAGGGAGCGCGGCCUUGUCCCACGAGCAAGGUACUGCCGCCAUGCACGCUCCGAGGUGGCAUCAUGCUUUGCACAAAAGGCUUCGGUGAGCAGCUGUGCGCCACUCGGGAAGAUCGAGUAAUAACAUCCUCUAUCGCCCUCUCCUGCUCUUGGGUUCUUGGCCAGGCCGACCAUGCCAUAGCGCGU
Messenger RNA from Prorocentrum cordatum, 2220 nucleotides. The record is from the annotation of a GenBank genome assembly. Lineage: Eukaryota; Dinophyceae; Prorocentrales; Prorocentraceae.